AUGGGAAAGCAAAUCCAAGCCACAAGUAUUGUAAAUGACAAAACAACUGUGCCAUCUAAGGUGAUCGACCGCAUCAGUCGAUGCCCAGUUGCUGUUCAUUUGAGAAACUAUCAGAAUGGCUCGACGCACCAAGAUACCCUAUAUCAAAGAGCAGUUCAGAAUACGCCCUGCAAUUCAAAAACUUGCGAGGGCUCCAUAAUGAGUCCCAAAUCUCUGAUACGCGGCUCACCCAAAAUCACACCAGGCUCCUCUGACAUCCUCACCCAAGCAGUGGAUUUCAUCGACCAGUACUACAAAUCAUUCAAAAUUCCUAAUCCAACGGAACACCAGGCUCGGGUUGAUAGGGUCACACUGGAGAUCACCCUGACCGGAUCCUACACACUCACUGCAGAUGAACUCGCCUUUGGGGCCAAACAAGCGUGGAGAAACGCGCCGAGGUGCAUUGGCAGGAUUCAGUGGGCCAAUUUACAGGAUCAUAAACGGCUGGAGGCACUUGCAUCAGAUUUCCAGGAAUAUUCUACAUGGAAAGAUUUCCACAGGCCCACUUUCUCUGAGGUGCUUGAAGAAUUUCCCUCUGUAAAAGUCCCUGCAGCCUUCAUUCUCAGCCAGCUUCCUCUGCUGAAGCCCCGUUUGUACUCCGUCAGCUCCUCAUUGGACAAGCUCCACCUCACAAUUUCUGUGGUUGAAUACCACACUCAGGGUGGACAGGGACCACGGCAUUUUGGCACCUGCAGCACGUGGUUUAACACCAUCAAAAGAGGACACGGGGUACCCUGCUUUGUUCAUCGCUCGGGUGGAUUCCAUCUCCCGGCAGACCCCAACACUCCAGUUAUUUUAAUAGGGGCUGGGAGUGGAAUUGCUCCUUUCCGCAGCUUCUGGCAACAGCGCAUCCAUGACAUGAAAAAGACAGGUCUGAAAUUUAGUCCGAUGACAUUGGUAUUUGGGUGUCGUGAUUCAGAAAAAGACCAUCUGUAUAAAGUAGAAACUCUUAAGUUGAGACUUGAUGGUAUUCUGAGCAACGUCAGUACAGCUUACUCUCGCCAGCCUGAUAAACCAAAGAUGUAUGUCCAGGAUGUCUUGAGGGAACAGCUAAGUGAAAAGGUCUUGGAGGUUCUACACAAGAACACUGGUCAUCUCUAUGCCUGUGAUGUUGUGUGCACUUUGCAGGAGAUUCUAGCAAGCAAAACUGGCAUGACUAUCACAGAGGCUGGAGAAUAUCCAGAGAGGUUAAAGGGAGAGAAGAGAUAUCAUCAAGACAUUUUUGGAGCCUAA
Messenger RNA from Myxocyprinus asiaticus (Chinese sucker), 1272 nucleotides. RefSeq names its product nitric oxide synthase, inducible-like. The transcript has 11 exons. NCBI's taxonomy places the organism in Eukaryota, Metazoa, Chordata, Actinopteri, Cypriniformes, Catostomidae. Bases 1 to 1272 code for a protein of 423 amino acids. Gene Ontology annotation, molecular function: nitric-oxide synthase activity. Gene Ontology annotation, biological process: nitric oxide biosynthetic process. The record is from RefSeq and is a predicted model, not a curated record.